This is a messenger RNA of Penicillium canariense, 1272 nucleotides long. RefSeq names its product aminotransferase class I/II-fold pyridoxal phosphate-dependent enzyme. NCBI's taxonomy places the organism in Eukaryota, Fungi, Ascomycota, Eurotiomycetes, Eurotiales, Aspergillaceae. The coding region runs from base 1 to 1272 and encodes 423 amino acids. Gene Ontology annotation, biological process: biosynthetic process. The transcript has 3 exons. Gene Ontology annotation, molecular function: pyridoxal phosphate binding; transferase activity. The record is from RefSeq and is a predicted model, not a curated record.
AUGGACUCACGAUCACGCCCGGAAUGCGCGGCAUCAACUAAGCCCAAGACUCUUGUCGACUCCUUGACGAGCGCUCUCGUCAAGCGAGAAGCAAAGUCUGCCCGUCGGAGACUCACGGUUCUGCCCCGGACAGCGGUGGAUUUCUCCUCCAAUGACUUUCUCUCCUUGUCAUCGUCGCGGGCCUACCGGGACCGGUUCUUGGCCCAUCUGAAUAAUACUCCAGAAUCGUUUCCCUUUGCCAGUGGCGGGUCCCGGUUACUGGACGGAAAUUCCACCUAUGCUGAGGAUCUGGAGCACUUUGUGGCCGGCUUUCAUGAAGCCCCCACUGCGCUUUUAUUCAACUCCGGCUUCGAUGCGAACGUGGGAGUUCUUUCCAGCAUUCCUCAACCGGGUGAUCUCAUCCUCUAUGAUGAGCUUAUUCACGCCAGUGCCCACGAGGGUAUGCGGCUUUCUCGGGCAGGAGCUCGAAAGAUGUUUGCGCAUAGCUCGCCAACGGCACUCAGAGAUGUUCUCGCCGCUGAAAUAGAUAAGGACUCUGAGAUUCAAACGGGCACUCGAAAUGUGUUCAUCAUUGUGGAAUCUCUUUACAGCAUGGAUGGUGAUGUGGCGCCUAUCAAAGAGUUUAUUCAAGUUGUCGAUGAGUUGCUUCCACGUCAGAACGGAUACUUUAUUGUCGACGAGGCACAUGCAACGGGUGUCUUCGGACCACAAGGGGCGGGUGUGGUACAGCAUCUCGGCGUUCAGGAUCGCAUUUUUAUCCGCGUCCAUACGUUUGGAAAGGCACUUGCCAGCCAUGGAGCUGUGGUGCUUUGUGGCCCCGAAACAAGAGACUACCUGAUCAACUAUGCCCGCAGCCUUAUCUAUACUACCGCUCUUGGGUUCCCUUUUCUGGCGUCAAUUCGCACCGCCUAUGAGCUCCUCUCUUCCGGGGAAACGGAAUCGUUGCGAAAUCGAGUGCAGCAAUUAAUCGGACACCUUCACAAGCGCCUGGGCAGUCUCCAAAUAAGCCAAUCAGUCAUGUUCGAAGUUGAUCAUUUCCCCACGUCUCCGAUCUUCUCGUUGCGCACGUCACAACCGCGCCAGUUGGCAAGUGCAUGCCAAAAAGACGGGUACAUUGUUCGUGCUAUUAUGCCGCCUACGAUCCCUGAGGGCAGUGAACGAGUACGAGUCUGCUUGCAUGCUGGCAAUACAGAGGAGCAAAUCGACGGCUUGGUCCAAUCGAUCCAGUCAUGGUUAGAAAGACACUCUGUGGAAAAAGGGUCGAAAUUAUGA